AUGAAGUCCUACCUGAAGGAAACAUCUUAUACCUUCUUCCCUGAUGUCAACGCCAGCCUCUCGGAAUACGUGUUCGACCCUCAGUUCAUUCCCUUUCUAGCCGGAGACGAGCUUAACACCUUUUGGUACCCUUAUUCUGUUCCCUCAUCCCAGCCACCAAUGCCUUUGGUGAGCACCAUUUGCCCACUCACUUACCCAACCAACCACAACACCGGCUAUAACGCCCUCAACAGCCGGUCGGAAUCCCCUCCCUCAGCCUUCUUCCCGGCUUCGAAUGAACUGUUCUCCCCCGCCUCGAGUGAGCUGUUCUACUUUGCUCGGUCCCCCAGCAGCAGCAGUAGUAGUAACGGCAGCACCAUCACCACCACCACCGCCUCGCCGCCAUCUCCUCUUACCAAAGACAUGAAGGAAACCGAGGCCUGGGGCCCCGUGGACCUGCACUAG
Molecule: messenger RNA, 444 nt
Organism: Colletotrichum destructivum
Lineage: Eukaryota; Fungi; Ascomycota; Sordariomycetes; Glomerellales; Glomerellaceae
Exons: 1
Coding region: 1-444 (147 amino acids)
Source: RefSeq, a predicted model, not a curated record